AGUGAUCAGCACGAGACGCCAAACAUUUAUUUUUCGCCGGUAGAAUUAUUUUCUUUGCUGGGAGAGUGUUAGUCGAACGUCGACACGUUGUGCAUGUGUCAAUCAAUAAGCCCGGUUUCAAAGUAGAUUAAAAUAAGUGCGAGUCUCACGAUUUAACCAAUUAUGUAACCAGAAUCGAAGACUUCGAAGGAAUUUUCACAAUGACAGGUGGAUCGUUACUAAAACACCCAAACACUUCUGCACAACCGUGAUUUAUCUGGAGACGCUGGAGUCGAUCUAACCCGAUUGGAGACACAUCUGGGUUGCAAACUAUCCAAGAUGGAUGCAGCGCCGCUGUGCGCACGGAUGCACGGCGGAGCUGCAGCAGGGUAUCUUUGAAUGCCCUCCAUUCCCGUGGCUCCGCUGCCGCUCGCGCCUCAACGUUGUCGCUUUUUCCUGUCGCCCGCGUUUGCAGGAGGAGGAUGUUACUAGCGUCCGCCGUAGUGGUAUGGGAAUGGCUGAACGAGCACGGACGCUGGCGGCCCUACAGCCCGGCUGUCUGUCAUCACAUCGAGGCAGUCAUCCAGAGCGACCCGCGGUGUGGUAGUGUUGUCCUCGGCCAGGUGGACUCUCGCCUCUCGCCCUACAUCAUCGAUUUGCAUUCCAUGCACCAGUUCCGACAAGACACAGGUACCCUUCGACCUGUGCGACGCAGCUUCUACGACCCCACUUCAGCACCGGGGCAGGGCUGGUUGUGGGAGUGGGAGAACGACGCUGGCAGUUGGACGGCGUACGAUACGGAGGUGGGCAUCGCCAUCCAGGCAGCGCGUGACCGCCAGCAGCCCUGGCUGGACCUGGCGCCGCUGGGUUUCUGCUACCUCAUCGACUUCGAAAGCAUGACCCAAAUCAACGGGCAGACGCAGCGCUGCCGACGCAUCCAGCGCCGCGCCGACUUGGCCUACCCGUUGGUGUCCGGACCCCUGCCCAAGUCCCACCACGCAUGGGGGCCCAUGUCCAUGUCCGGCCACGGGGGACUGCUCGGCGUGGACGUCUCUGGCGUCGGCAUGGGGGUCAGGAUGAGCAGCAGUGGGACGGGGAACGGGAGCGCUUACCCCAGCGGCGCCCUCCCGGCCUCAGCCAUUACCUCUCUGGGACAGCCCUGCGCAUGCCAGCAAUGUAUGUUGGUGCUGAGUGUCAAAGCAGGCACCAUGUCGACUGCACACACUCUGGGUCGCAGACCACCACAGACCAAACCCCCUAGUCCUAAAAUCCACAGCCACCUUCUCCCAGGAGGGACACUUGGCUCCCUGACCCUCCCUCGGCCUCCGUCCCUGUCACGCUCGCUGUCCCCAAACAGGACGUCCAUAGUUGGGGCAACGGGUGGCUUUGCUGUAGGAGGUCUGGGUGGUGCUGGAGGUCCAGGUAUUGUCAGUGGUAGCAGCAUCGGCAGUAGCGGCCUCGGUUUUGGGGUGGGCUUCACCCACUCUCUCUCCCUCCUCGGCUCAGCUACCGCCGCCCUCUCUCUGUCUUCUACCCGUCCCCCUCCUCCACCUCUGCCCCCUCCUCCCCCGCCUCCUCCCCCGCCCUCCAGCGCCCCCUCUUCUAUUGCCCCCGCUCCCCCUCAGCCCUCCACCUCGUCCUCCCUGUCUGCCUCCUGUCCUGCCACUUCAGCGCCGGCCCCGGGCCCUCCCCUCAUCUCCACGGCCGCCUCCACGUGCACGCCCUCGCCUUCUGCCCGCGUCCUGGGUCCAGUGUCUUCAUCUAGUGCUGCUGCCUGUGCCGCCCCGCUUCCGCCCCGGUCCAGCCUAGCAGGACUGAGCAGGCCUGCACUCCAGCGAAUAGCCAUGGCUCAGUCACGUGCCCUUAUCGCCUCUGGGGUCCCAACGGUUCCCGUGAAGAACCUGAAUGGAUCCAGCCCGGUUCACCCUGCACUGGCAGGUAUUACAGGCAUCCUCAUGAGCGCAGCAGGACUUCCAGUUUGCCUGACCCGCCCCCCAAAGUUAGUGCUUCAUCCUCCACCUGUCAGCAAGAGCGAUAUCAAGCCUGUACCAGGACUGGGCCACUGCUGCCGCAAGACCACCAAGAAGCAGGCCCGCAAAGGCAAAACCCCUGAGGAGGUGGUGAAGAGGUACCUUCAGAAAGUCCGCAACCCCCCGGAAGAGGACUGCACCAUCUGCAUGGAGGCCCUGGCUGGACCCUCUGGCUACAAAGGCCCUGGUGUAGGGGGCAUCUCCCGCGCCGAGUCGGUGGGCCGCCUGGCACAGUGCGGUCACCAGUAUCACCUCCAGUGUCUUGUUGCCAUGUACAACAACGGCAACAAGGAUGGCAGUCUGCAGUGUCCCACCUGCAAGACCAUCUAUGGGGUCAAAACCGGCAACCAGCCCCCAGGCAAGAUGGAGUACCACGUCAUCCCCCACUCGCUGCCCGGCCACCCUGACUGCAAAACCAUUCGGAUCAUUUACAACAUUCCUCCUGGCAUCCAGGGCCCAGAGCACCCCAAUCCAGGCAAACCCUUCACUGCCCGCGGGUUCCCCAGACACUGCUAUCUCCCUGACAGUGAGAAGGGACGCAAGGUUCUGAGAUUGCUUCUAGUAGCGUGGGACCGCAGACUCAUUUUUUCUGUAGGCACCUCCAGCACCACGGGAGAGUCCGACACAGUCAUCUGGAAUGAGGUGCACCACAAGACGGAGUUCGGCUCCAAUUUAACGGGCCACGGCUACCCCGACCCCGGCCACUUGGACAACGUUCUCGAAGAGCUGAAGGCUCAGGGCAUCACCGAGGAGGAGUGUCUACCCAGAGACUGAACAGAGACGUCUGAGACACCAGGCUGAAGUCUGUAAACACGCGAUGCUGGGAAAGGAUCCACAGCUGGACAGACAAAUUAUUCCAAAAUCUGAAGAACUUUUACCAACCGAGAUGGAAAACAACUGUUUAAAAAGAAAAAAAAAGUCGUCACAGGAACAUUACAGAAAUUGUUCCAGCAUAAUGUGCUAAUAUUGAAGUUUCUCUUUGAAGACUGAGUGAAUCAGUUUUGAAACGUGAGCAAUGAUUUUCUUUCCUGAUGCAGUAACCUUGUCAAGAUUACAGAUGUUAUUCAGUGAGACAUUUGAGACCACUGUGCACAUACGCGUCAGUGUUAGGUUUUAAAAUAAUCUGUCAUUUAUACUGUGAGACUUCGUAUUAAGAAUGUAAUUAAGUGAAUUAUUUUGCUGAGCUGUUGAGGUGUUUACCACCACCACUACUACUAUUACUACUACUAGUACUGCUGCUGCUAUGUGGGUCGAAUGGAGGCAAAGAUUAAGAAAACAAGCAAAGUGUUAGUCCACAAGCAGAUAAAACUCACUGCAGAUACAAAUUUCAAGUGUAUAACUGGAUAUCUGAGCUUGGGUGUUUGCUGCACUCUAGUGGUACCUUUCACAACUACAUUUCUUCAGGUUUACUUUUCAAAUUUUAUUGUUGUAUAUUAUGUACUUGAUAUAAAUUGUCACCAUUCUAUCAUGUUUCUUAUAAUUUCCAUUUUGUUUAAUAUGAUGUGAUUCCAGGUGGGAUGGGGGCUAAGAUGUGGUUGGCCGAUGCGAGGAUACCACUACUACAAAAUUAUACCAGAAUUUGCCUCACACUUGCCAUUUACCAGCCCUUUCUUUAAAAACAUUUUUAGUAUUUUGUAUUUACGAGGUUCUGAAACUGACUUCCCUUAAUUCUUUAACCCUCAGAGCAUGGAUCCAUUUAAUGGCUUUCAUUGUUUUCUUGUAUCUGCAUUAAUGUCUGGGACUAAUGGAGAAAAAGCUACUACAGAUUAUAGUGUUCACCCUCCAGUCCCAAAAGGCCUGGGUCGGACUUCCUGCCUGAGCUCAGACUUGCACAGAGCUUUCUAUCUAGGAAACAGACUGCUUGUAUUUACUGUAUUUGCGUGUAGGACACACACACACACACACACACACACACACACACACACACACACACACACACACACACACACACACACACACACACACACACACACACACACACACACACACACACACACACACACACACACACACACAC
Betta splendens (Siamese fighting fish) is the source of this 4026-nucleotide messenger RNA. It is a transcript of the gene dtx4a, whose product is annotated as deltex 4, E3 ubiquitin ligase a. The transcript has 9 exons. Gene Ontology annotation, molecular function: ubiquitin protein ligase activity; zinc ion binding. NCBI's taxonomy places the organism in Eukaryota, Metazoa, Chordata, Actinopteri, Anabantiformes, Osphronemidae. Gene Ontology annotation, biological process: Notch signaling pathway; protein ubiquitination. The record is from RefSeq and is a predicted model, not a curated record. Bases 462 to 2783 code for a protein of 773 amino acids. Gene Ontology annotation, cellular component: nucleoplasm.